This is a messenger RNA of Brenthis ino (lesser marbled fritillary), 678 nucleotides long. The record is from the annotation of a GenBank genome assembly. Lineage: Eukaryota; Metazoa; Arthropoda; Insecta; Lepidoptera; Nymphalidae.
AUGGGCGGCAGGCUGUCGUGCGCGUGCGCCGUGCAGGAGUCGUCGUCGGUGGCGCUGUGCGGCGCGCUGGCCGCCGCCGACCGCGCGCUGGAGGCCUACGACGUGCUGCUGGCGCUGGCCGAGACCGCGCACGCGCCGCGCUCGCACGAGCGUCGCGCGGCGGAGCUGGUGGCGCGGCGGCUGCUGGCGCGGCUGCGCGCGGCGCCGGCGUGGGGCGCGCCGCUGCUGUCGCCGGGGCCCUGGCACGACCACCACCGGAGCGCGGUGUCCGAGGAGUCGGGCGCGGACGAGGGCGGGGAGGAGGGGGAGGUGGAGGGCGAGGGUGACGGGGAGCAGGGGGAGGGGGAGUGGAGCGCCGCGUGCGAGGCGGCGCUGCGCGCACACGCGGCGCGCCUCAAGCGGGACACGGUCGCGCUGCGCCACAGCCGCCCGCCGCCCGCGCUCUACUCGCCGCACGACAUGGACGAGGAGGCGGACCCGCGCUGCGUGGAGACCGUCAGCAUGGCGGAGAUGGAGGCGGCCGUGGUGCUGCAGGAGAUGCUCGUGGCUAAAGAGAACCGCGCGACGGAGAGGGCGGCCGCGCUGCUGCAGCCCGCGCCCGAACACAAGGGCGAGGCCGGCCGCCGCCGCCGCCGCGAGCGGCACUGGCUCGACGCGCGCGCCUCCGAGACUGACUUA